AUGACGGGAGUCUGUACCAGUGGAGGUUGUGCUGCCGGGUGGGAGGGAGACAGUUGUCAGACAGCUUGUACUGCUGGAACAUUUGGGCAGGACUGUACCAGUACCUGUCACUGUGCGAGUGGAGGUUCUGUUUGUGACGUCAUGAUUGGAGUCUGCUCUAGCGGAGGCUGUGCGGCUGGCUGGAAAGGAAACGACUGUCAGACAGUGUGUGGGUCUGGUGAGUUCGGGCCCGGCUGUACCGGUACCUGUCACUGUGCGAGUGGAAAUGACGUGUGUAACGUCUUAACUGGAAUCUGUGGCAGUGGAGGGUGUGAGGCUGGCUGGAAGGAAAACGACUGUCAAACAGAGUGCAGCCCCGGUGAGUUUGGACCCGGCUGUACCGGUGACUGUCACUGUGAGAGUGGAGGUUCUGUCUGUAACAUCACGACUGGAGUCUGUAGCAGUGGAGGGUGUGAGGCUGGGUGGAAAGGAGUCAGCUCCUGCAGCCUUGGUGAGUUCGGGCCCGGCUGUACCAGUACCUGUCACUGUCUGACCGGAGAUUCCGCCUGUAACGUCCAGACUGGAGCCUGUACUGGAGGCUGUGCUGCCGGGUGGAAAGGAAGCGACUGUCAAACAGCCUGCAGUCACGGUGAGUUCGGCCCCGACUGUGCGAACACCUGUCACUGUGCGGCCGGAGAUUCAGUUUGUCCCGCCGACACCGGAGUCUGUACCAGUGGAGGGUGUGCUGCAGGGUGGGAGGGGGUCAGUUCCGCUUGUCAGACAGCAUGCUCGGGUGGUACAUUUGGACCAGACUGUACCGGCACCUGUCACUGUCUGAACGGAAAUGACGCCUGUAACAUCCAGACUGGAGUCUGUACUGGAGGCUGUGCUGCCGGGUGGAAAGGAAGCGACUGUCAAACAGCCUGCAGUCACGGUGAGUUCGGCCCCGACUGUGCUCACACCUGUCACUGUGCGGCCGGAGAUUCAGUUUGUCCCGCCGACACCGGAGUCUGUACCAGUGGAGGGUGUGCUGCAGGGUGGGAGGGGGUCAGUUCCGCUUGUCAGACAGCAUGCUCGGGUGGUACAUUCGGACCAGACUGUACCGGUACCUGUCACUGUCUGACCGGAGAUUCCGCCUGUAACAUCCAGACUGGAGUCUGUACUGGAGGCUGUGCUGCCGGCUGGAAAGGAGACGACUGUGGGACAGUGUGUGAGUCAGGAGAGUUCGGCCCCGGCUGUACCAGUACCUGUCACUGUCUGACCGGAGAUUCCGCCUGUAGCAUUCAGACUGGAGCCUGUACUGGAGGCUGUGCUGCCGGCUGGAAAGGAAACGACUGUCAAACAGCGGGAGUGCCAAGUCGCUUUGCGGCCCCGUUUGUAAACAGAAAUUUUUCAAGUCGACUUCGCUGCGCGGCCGGUUGGAAGGGAAGCAAUUGUCAGACAGUCUGCGAUGCUGGAGAGUUCGGGCCCGGUUGUACCGACACCUGUCACUGUGCGAAUGGGGGUGACGUGUGCAACAAAACCAACGGAGUAUGCUCUACUGGAGGGUGUGCAACCGGUUGGAAAGGGGAUAGCUGUCAGAUGGCAUGUGACGGUUCUUACGGGCCCGACUGCAUCACCAUGUGUGGUUACUGUUACCUGGGUCAGACCUGUGACAGGUUUGACGGAACAUGUCCGACUGGUCAGGAACACCUGUGUGCAGCUGGAUACCAUGGGGAGAACUGUGAUCAGGGCUGCAAUGCUGGUACAUACGGAUACGACUGCGAGGAUAAUUGUGGAUGGUGUACAACAGGCAGUACUUGUAAUGCUGCUACUGGCAUCUGUGAGUCCGGGUGUCAGCCGCCAUGGGGCUUGGAUAUGUGCAAAGAAAUUCUUGCCGAGGUAACAGAACAUCCUGACGACCUGAGCCUACCUCUCAACCAUCCGGCCACCUUCACAUGUGUCAGUCUUGGCGAUCCUCUCCCAACCCUGACUUGGUAUCAUGAUGGUGACCUGGUUUCAAAUGGAGAUCAAAUCAAAAUAAAUACCGCACAGAACUCCACCACACACACAGUCAGUAGUACCCUGACCAUCAACACAGUAAAGCGGGAGGACAAUGGACAGUACCACUGCAGGUCCAUGAAUGGCACGAAUUCAGACAUGUCACAACAAGCAACUUUAGCAGUGCUAGAGCGGCCAGAAGAUGUUACAGUUCGUCUAACUUCCCCUAGCUCCACAACACUGCAAGUCGCAUGGACAGUAGGGUUUACCGGGAACCUCGACAUUAACGCGUCAGAAGUGACUCACAAACGCAGUGACGAGACGUCGUGGGGUCCAUGGGUAACCACAGGAUCUACUGGUACAGAAGGAACCCACGAGCUGACAGGCCUGUCGUCUGCAACAAACUACUCGGUAAAGUUCAGGGUGAGAAACUCACAGGGAUGGAGUGAUUCCGCUGAAGCAAAGGGGAGAACACUAACAGGGAAUGCACCAUCUAAUUCACCACUCGGAGCGGCAAUUGGAGGAACCAUUGGAGCUCUUGUGUUUGUAGGCGUGGUAGCAGCAGCAGGGUUUUUCGUAUACAGGAGACGCCUACCUAGCAAGGAGGAUGCUCCUCUGCGCCCACCCGUUCCUAAGAGACAAAAUUAUAAAGACGACGAUACCCCACUUGGAGCUAUUGGGCCUGAGGCAUCCCCGGUCGUGAAACCAAAAACUCCACUAAGACCCAAACGGCCAAGACAUUCAAGAACGGGCAGUGGCCGCGGCGCUAAAGCUUCACCAGUCCCCAUUGACUUCCGCCAACCGAUCCCCAUCGCCAGUCUGGAGAGUGAGUUUGCCCGGAGGCAUGCCAAUGACGACCAGUUGUUUAAUGAAGAAUAUGCUGCACUACCUAAAGUCCUGGGGAAAGAACAUGCUGAGGCGUAUUACGACGAGGAACAUGCCCCAAAGAACAAGUUCAGGAACAUCAUUGCAUAUGACAAUGGCCUUGUGAAGCUGGCACCUAUUGAUGGCGUUCCCGGAUCCACCUACGUUAAUGCAUCUUUCAUGGACGGAUACAAAGAGCCGGGUAAAUUCAUCGCAUCGCAGG
Branchiostoma belcheri (Belcher's lancelet) is the source of this 3046-nucleotide messenger RNA. RefSeq names its product multiple epidermal growth factor-like domains protein 6. The transcript is spliced from 22 exons. The annotation marks the transcript as partial. Gene Ontology annotation, molecular function: protein tyrosine phosphatase activity; scavenger receptor activity; protein binding. The record is from RefSeq and is a predicted model, not a curated record. Gene Ontology annotation, biological process: protein dephosphorylation. Lineage: Eukaryota; Metazoa; Chordata; Leptocardii; Amphioxiformes; Branchiostomatidae.